UGCACUGAGAUUGAACAACGGGUGAGGGAGAAUGGAGGUGGAAAGAGGUUGGAUAGAGAAAAGGACACGCGACCCCCAGUGUUGGGGUCGCAUGUUUUGCUGCUGUGUGCCUAUGGUUAAGUCAAUGUUUGAGUGCGCGGUUCUUGCGGGUGGGCCUUUGGUAGAAGGGGUAGUGGAGAGAAAUGAAAGUGUUGGGGUGACGGCAGGACUUGAACCUGCAUUCCUUGCAGUCAACUUUUUGUCGGCAUAUGGGGCUAUCGUUGGCGCUACCACUAUUGCGCCUCGUCACGAAGAGGUAGUGGAGAGAAAGAUGAAUCGGAAGGGUGUUGGGGUGAUGGCAGGACUUGAACCUGCACUCCUCCGGCCUGCCCAUGGACUUAUGGAGGCUACCAUUGGCGCUACCACUAUUGCACCUCACCAUCCCAAAAGGUGGUGGAGAAGAGGAAAAGAAGGAAGGGUUGGGGUGACGGUGGGACUUGAACCCACAGUCCUCUGGCCAGUCCCGUCUGGGCCUACGGAGGUCACCAUUGGCGUUGCCACUAUCGCGCUCGUCAUCCCAAAAAGCCAGUGCGGCUCUGGGCUUACGGGGUUGCGGUUGAUUGGCAUUACCACGGUGGCCACGUCAUCCUCCCUUCAGAUGUUAGAGGCCUAAUUAGUUUUAAACAGGGGCACCGCGUGAAGGUUUAGGCCCGUGCCGGGUGUUCGCUGUGGUAGCAGAACUCCCCCUCGACUGACAUCCAUCGUCGAGGCCC
This is a messenger RNA of Cantharellus anzutake, 752 nucleotides long. RefSeq lists its product as uncharacterized. The transcript is spliced from 3 exons. NCBI's taxonomy places the organism in Eukaryota, Fungi, Basidiomycota, Agaricomycetes, Cantharellales, Hydnaceae. The record is from RefSeq and is a predicted model, not a curated record. Bases 32 to 652 code for a protein of 206 amino acids.